This is a messenger RNA of Porites evermanni, 1929 nucleotides long. Lineage: Eukaryota; Metazoa; Cnidaria; Anthozoa; Scleractinia; Poritidae. The record is from the annotation of a GenBank genome assembly.
UUGUCAGAAAAUAAACUUGGAGUAGAUGGAGCAGAAUCACUCAAAGACAUCCUACUACAUAACUCAAAUAUCACCAGAUUAACUGCAAAUGGUAAUGUUUAUGACUUUAUUUGAAUAAGUAUGGUACUCUAAAAAUAGACAGAUACAAGAUACUCUUAAAAUUACCAGUAGCCAAAAGAAGCUCUAGCCAGUUACUGAUAGCUUGCCAGUCAGGGACACUAAAAGUACUUGAAUUUCAGGUCAUUUCAGAUAGUCAUUGAGGUGGCUGCAAUUGAUUAAAAAAUAUACAAUCAUGUAUGUUACAGCUCAAAAUUAUGUUCAGGUCAGAAUUUUUUAACGAGGUUGAUCCUCUAUUUCCUUUGUCUUCUAGCCCUAAUUCAUGAAUAAUUAGGGCUAGGAUACAAAGGAAAUUGAGAACCAACCUAGGUUAAAAAAUUUUGACCUGUAAAAUGUAUAUGUGUAUAAGGGUGUAAAGAGUCAAUGUAGAUGGUUUUGAUUAAAAAUAAAAUGUCUCUGUUUUACACUAUUGUCUUCAACAGGGAAUGAGUUUGAUGAUAAAGCAGUUAAAAUACUAGCUGAAGCAAUACAAGUAAGUUUCCUCUCUGUUUCACUCAAGAAGCUGUUGCACUAUAUAACCACCAUCAUCUCAAGCAAAGUCCCCUCACGUGUACACAUAUUAUUAAGUAUAUUUUUGUGAUAUGAUGUUUAUAAAAAGCGUUUCUGACACUUCUUUAUUAUUUUAUUCUACAAUUUAUUAGAAACCGACAAUGUAUAUGAGUUUCAUGUACUAAACACAUCUUAAUGGUACAUACAUCCCUCUGAGACAGGUACUUACUUUGUAGCCUCAGUCAAAGUGGUGUCUAUCAGUCUGUCAAACUAAUAAAACCUUGAACAUCUACAGUUGUAGGAAUGUUUAUUGUGUUAAGACCAUUUGCAGCAAAGAACAGGACAUGCAAGCAAGCUACAAAACCACAAACUAAUUAUUGUUGCUGCUUGCUCUUUGGUUUUCCCAUGCCUGAUUGGCUCUUCCCUUGCAACACAAUAACAUUCCAGCAAUAUUUCUGGUGUUCACGGUUUUGGGAGUUCCAUAGUAAGAGUGUGUUGACUUUCUGGUAGUAAUUUUAUCUUUUGUUUGUUUUCUUGUUUGUAGCAUAAUAACAGAGUAAAAUAUUUGAGUCUCAGUCACAAUCAGCUAGGAGAAAAAGGAGGGCAAUACUUGGCACCUGCGAUAUGUAAGUAUACUGCAUACAAAAAUGGUGUCAGAAAAACUAUGAUUAGGAGAUCUAGUGUCCAAUUCACUGUUCCGAGACUUUUUACUUGAUUUCUUCUUUUAUUUACAUUAUCAAAGCCAUCAGACCAGAUGUACAUGUAGAAUGCAAAACUCUUAAGCCACAAAGGCGAUUUCUUUUGUUCUUACUACACCCAUUUUACUUCAGUUAAACUGCACAGAAAGUAAGAUGCAGUCAAUGGUAUGCUGCCUUGUAUUAGACUGGCUGAUAUGAAGGCUUUAAAAAUUGGGGGAUGACAGGGGUGGGAGCCCAGAAGAAUAAGGUGUGGGAGGAGUAGGGGAGGCAGAAGAGGUAAGAGCAUAGGAGUUCUGAAAGGGUGAGAAGUGGGAGAAAUGGGGGGAAGUUGUGCAAUGGUUCUUGACAUUUUGCAAUCGAAAAAGGACUAAAGGAAGGAAGCCAAGAAAAAGGGGGCAGGAGCUGGGAAUGUCUGUCCCCCUCCCAGUUACGAAAAGCCUUGUGAUGCAUAAUUGGGACAUUUUGUUGUUUGGUUCUAUAAGACUAGUAUAUUGUAUGUCACAUUGUAUUGAUCUUUACUUGAUUUUUUUUAUUAGCUGCUAAUGAUACAAUAGACCACUUGGAUUUAAGCUGGAAUCACUUGAGGAAUAAGGGAGCAUGUGCAGUAGCAUUAUCUUUAAAGGUU